Molecule: messenger RNA, 1245 nt
Organism: Ramularia collo-cygni
Lineage: Eukaryota; Fungi; Ascomycota; Dothideomycetes; Mycosphaerellales; Mycosphaerellaceae
Exons: 2
Coding region: 1-1245 (414 amino acids)
Source: RefSeq, a predicted model, not a curated record
AUGAAUUCAUCUACUGGUCUGCUUCUCGCGGCGCUCCUCUCUCUCCUGUCCACGAUCCAACCGGCGUUCGCAAACUGCUACUAUCCAAAUGGCGAUGUGGCGGAAGGCAUGGCGGCAUGCACUUCUGAAGGAGGAACCUGCUGUCCCCUCAAUUGGAUGUGUUUGAGCGAUGGCCUCUGUUACCUCGAGAAUGCUGGAUACUUUGGUCGAUACACAUGCACUUCUCAGGACUGGGCAAGCGACAGCACUUGCCCGAACUACUGCACACAGAACUACACCGCGGCAGGUAACGAGGCAAUCCAGCACUGUGCAGACGGCUCCUGGUGUUGCGACAGCAAUCGAGACCCCAAGAACAAUUGCUGCGACAGUGGUGAUGCUGAGGAGCUGGAUCUGGGCUCCGGAGGUAGCGAGAUUGGCUUCAUCUCAAGCACGGAGCCUCCGUCUUCUGUCACUGAAUCGAAGACUUCCAUGGUCACAAUGCAAACAACACGCUUAACCACCACUAGCUCCACAUCGACUUCCUCGACCUCGACCUCGACAUCAGCUGCCCCGAAGGCCACACCGACCACUGUCACCACAUCUGCCGUCACAUCCAACUCGGCAGGCGUCGCCACAACCAUCAUCUCCGUCAUAACUUCGACUCCCACUCCAACAACCACUCCGACCCCAGCACCCGCAUCAGGCGGUAGCAAUCGCAGUCUUGUGGUCGGUCUUGGCGCCGGAAUCCCUGGCGCUGUCCUCGCAGCUGCCGCUGUCGGUUUCCUUCUAUGGCGUCUGCGACGCAAGCGCCAACUUCACGAGAAGCCACCCUUGUCCGAGCCACCCGGUCUAGUAAGCAUGUAUCGUACGCCAGACGACACUCCCGAGUUGGACAGUACUUUGCCGGCGAUCAAGCCAGAUCGAAAGAGUGAACUGUACGGAUCUACGCCAGCACAACUCCAGCACAGUCCAGCCAUCUCGAGUAUGACAGCUGGCAGUGACCCACCGUAUUAUAGCCCUACAGGCGUCGUUGGACCAGGAGGAGCACUGGGUCAAGUACAGGAGGAGCCGWCAGAGCUUUGGGGAGGUGAGAUUCCAGCUCAGCAGUGGCCAGGUCAGCAGCCAUACCGCGCACCUGAGCCUGAGCAGAGGAUGAGCCAGACUUUCAGGGUGAGCCAGCGCGAAUUCGAAGCGUAUCGUCCGCCGCAACCAGAUGGACUGGUGAAAGAACCAGGUGCGAAGGCCACGCAGCCACAGGACUAUUAG